AGAGAGUCUUUGAUAGAAGCAUUGCUGCUGUCCGCCGGCUGAUCGGAGGAGCUCGGCUCGGCUCGGCUCGGCUCGGCUCGGAGACAACACACACAGCUGCUGUGACGUAGCCUUGGAGAGAGACAGACGCGGGGAAAUUCAAGCCGAGCGUCAGAUGAAAACAGAGCCGGGUUAUCGCUGCUCUGGUCGGCAGCAUGGUUCAGGGGUUUCACGUCGUCAGGUGUUACAGCUGUCAGAGCUUCCAGGUUCACCAGGUGAAGAAAGUGAACAGGUGGAGCUGUAAACUGUGUGGAGAGAAACAGUCGCUGAAGAAGGAGUUUGGGCGGGGCUCAGGGGCCGACUGCAGACGUCAUGUCCAGAAACUCAACGCCAUGAGAGGAGCCACGAUGGAGAAGCAGGAGCACAACACCUGGUUGCUAUGUAAACAGGAAGAAGAAGAAGAACAACAACAACAACAACAACAACACGAGCAGGAGACUCUGGGGAGCCGCUGGACCAAAUACCUGGACCCACCUGAGGAGGCGGAGCCAGAAGACGAGGACGAGGAGAAUGUUUUGAUGGACAGGCAGCAUCUCCAUGGCAACAACACAGCUGACAGGAAGAGGAAGAGGAGAGGAGAGACAGACGGAGGACGGAGCAGCUGCUCACCUGAACAGUCAAACUGGUCUAGGACAACCUCAGUCGAAACCACCAGUUCUCCCAGCCUGAACCGGCCCAGUCCCAGUCUGAACCGGCCCAGUCCCAGUCUGAACCGGCCUAGUCCCAGCCUGAACCGGCCCAGUCUGAACCGGCCCAGUCCCAGUCUGAACCGGCCUAGUCCCAGCCUGAACCGGCCCAGCCUGAACCGGCCUAGUCCCAGCCUGAACCGGCCCAGUCUGAACCGGGCCAGUCCCAGUCUGAACCGGCCCAGUCUGAACCGGGCCAGUCCUCCCAGUCUGAGUUCUGGACCGGCCUGCAGGUGGUCUCGUUUCCUCAGUAGUUCUGAGAGUCAGAGGGAGGGGGCGGAGCCUCCGGUCAGUGGGAGGAGUCAGGCAGUGGGCGGAGCUGCCUCUCUGCCCUGUAAUGAUGUCAUCACCCAGUGGGCAGAGCCUCUUGUUAGUGGGAGGAGUCAGGCAGUGGGCGGAGCUGCCUCUCUGCCGUGUAAUGAUGUCAUCAGCCAGGCCCCGCCCCUCCCCCGGCCCCUCCUUCCUGUUUCCUCCAUGUUUGAGAGCGGCGAGGAUUUCAGCUUUGACGACUAUUAGAGAAACUGAAUCAGUGAUUUUAAAUGUUAUCAGUUAACCAAUCGUUAACCAACCAGCCGUUACCCAACCAACCGUUAACCAACCAAUCGUUACCCAA
Molecule: messenger RNA, 1338 nt
Organism: Sander lucioperca (pikeperch)
Lineage: Eukaryota; Metazoa; Chordata; Actinopteri; Perciformes; Percidae
Product: MRN complex interacting protein
Exons: 7
Coding region: 195-1241 (348 amino acids)
Biological process (GO): mitotic G2 DNA damage checkpoint signaling
Cellular component (GO): nucleus
Molecular function (GO): chromatin binding
Source: RefSeq, a predicted model, not a curated record